Messenger RNA from Parathielavia appendiculata, 2439 nucleotides. RefSeq lists its product as uncharacterized. Gene Ontology annotation, molecular function: pseudouridylate synthase activity. Bases 1 to 2439 code for a protein of 812 amino acids. Lineage: Eukaryota; Fungi; Ascomycota; Sordariomycetes; Sordariales; Chaetomiaceae. The transcript is spliced from 2 exons. The record is from RefSeq and is a predicted model, not a curated record.
AUGGCCGCCCGCGCCAUCUCGAGGGUUCACACCCUCUCGGGCAACCUUCUCCGCGGCCGCUGCCGCGGCCUUUUGAUACCCUCUUUCUCCCGCUCCUUCACCACCACCCCAGGACGCCAAUACGCCCUCACCUCACUCCUCCAUAUCUCCCCUGAAGUCACCGCCGCCUUGUCCUCCAACAAACCCGUGGUCGCCCUUGAAUCCACAAUCUACACCCAUGGCGCCCUCGCCGAUGACCUGGCCCGGCACCUAGACUCGGUCGUCCGCUCCCACGGCGCCGUCCCAGCGACAUGCGGCAUCCUAGCCGGCGUACCCACCGUGGGCCUGACGCCCGCUGAGGUCGGCCGCAUGGUGCGUGAGGGCGCGAAGAAGGCUUCGAGGCGGGAUCUGGCGUAUCUUUCCGCCAGGAGUCUGCUGGGUGGCAAUGACCAGGCAAGGGCGCAUGGCGGGACGACGAUUUCCGGCACCAUGGUUCUCGCCCGGUUGGCGGGAAUCAGGGUGUUUGGGACAGGUGGGCUUGGCGGAGUGCACCGCGGCGGGGAGAGGUCGAUGGAUGUGUCUGCGGAUUUGACGGAGCUCGGCAGGACGAGGGUAGCGGUCGUGAGUAGUGGGUGUAAAGGCUUCUUGGAUAUUCCCAGGACGCUGGAGUUUCUCGAGACGCAAGGCGUGCUGGUGUCGACGUUUGCGGAGGGCGGGAAGGCCGACUUCCCCGCGUUUUGGGCGAGGGAGAGUGGCGUGCCGAGUCCAUCGACGGUGAGGGAUGAGAGAGAGGCGGCGGCCAUUAUCUUGGCCCAGGAGCAGCUUGGGGUAGAGUCCGGGAUGUUGUUUGCAAAUCCCAUUCCUGAGGAAUACGCCGUUUCGAGGAAGGACAUGGAGGCGGCUAUUGAGACUGCUGUUCGGGAGGCCGAAGAAAAGGGAUGCACUGGCAAUACCAACACGCCGUAUAUCCUACAGAGGAUCAAAGAUUUCACACAGGGGAGGAGCGUGCCGGCGAAUCUGGCGCUGGUCGAGUCUAAUGUGGCGCGGGCGGCCAAGAUCGCCGUUGAGCUGGCGAAGCUUAUGGACGGGGCACCGGUUUCGCCGAGGACGGUGAAAACUACGGUUACGACCAAGACCAUCUCUUACUCAGGCAUCAACGGGGCGGACCAAACAUCCGUCCCGGCGGUCAAGGUACAGUCAGACGUACAAUCGGAAGUCAAGUUCGAGCACAGCCAUCCGGUGGACGUGCUCGUGGCAGGAGCAGUCGCCCUUGAUCUAAGCUGCGACUACGCCGGCAGUGUUACGUUGGGAGACGCCAAGAGCAUUUCACCGGCACUACACACAUCCAACCCAGCCACCAUCAGCCAAUCUGUUGGCGGCGUGGGGCACAACAUCGCCCUGGCAGCACAUAGGGUCAGCGACGAAGGCAAGGUCCGGCUCUGCAGCAUGGUCGGCGACGAUGUUGCGGGCUCAACCAUCCUCUCCUCCCUGCAAGCCACCGGGCUCGACAUUUGCUCCAUCCGCCAGCUGGGCCACGAGUAUCCCUCCACUCGCACGGCGCAAUACGUGUCCGUCAACGACGCGCACAAGAACCUUGUUCUAGCCAUGGCCGAUAUGGCCAUCUUUUCAACACACUCCUUUCCCACUUACUGGACCUCAGCGGUGGCAUCGUCCAGGCCUAAAUGGCUCGUUGUCGACGCCAACUGGUCCGAAGCCGACAUCCAGACCUGGAUUCACGCCGGCCGCGCCCACGGCGCGCAGAUCGCCUUCGAGCCCGUCUCGACCGCCAAAGCCCAGCGUCUCUUCCCGCCGCUCGACCGGCGCCACGCUCACACCACCCCGCUCACCGUCUUCCCGCGCCCUAGCGUCGACCUCUGCACGCCCAACCAGUACGAGCUGCUAGCCAUGUACGAAGUGGCCAAGCGCAACGGCUACCUGGAGCACAGCUACCCGUGGUUCGAGGUGCUCGACGCGUUCGGCAUCAUGCGCGGGGCCAGGGAGCGGUUCGUCGACAUCACGUCGCCCGAGAUAGCCGACGCGGGGAUUCCUGUGCAGAGCGUCAACUUGCUGCCGUAUAUCCCAACCAUCAUUACCAAGCUCGGCGCGGAUGGCGCCCUGCUGACGACGGUGCUGGAAAAUGGGGAUCCUAGGCUGAGGGACCCGGACCAUGCACGCUAUGUGGUGAGCAGGUCCAUCAACGGCCACCCUCACGUUGGAGGGGUCUAUAUGCGGCUGUUUCCUGCGGUUGAGAGGGUGAAGGAUGCAGUGUCCGUGAACGGGAUUGGGGAUACGUUCAUGGGAGUGCUGGUUACUGGGUUGGCGAUGGGAGGGAAGGUGGACAAGUUGAUUGACGUUGCGCAGAGAGCAGCGGUGAUGACGCUGAGGAGUAAGGAGGCUGUUAGUGUGGAGCUGAGCGGGUUGAAGUGGGAUCUGAGAAGGGCGGUAGAGGCGUCAGGGUAG